AUGGAGGUCACUUCCUGCCUCGGAGGCCUCGGAGGGCUCAACUUGGAGGGCAGAGGGUUCGCAGUGAGACUAAGUGGCUCCGGUUCGCAGUGCCAGGGCCUUCUGGAGGUCAGCCACAGGAACGCGUGGCACACGCUGCACAGCCAGAGCUGGGGCCUGUAUGCACCCCACCAACAGGACCUCAGUCAGGCCGAGAAGCUCUGCAAGGGGCUGCUAUGCGGGAAGCCCUUGCUCCUCUCACACUUACGUGACUUCAGAGGAAGCCCCUUCCAGAGCCAGUUCACCUGCCACGGACAACUGGGGUCCUUCUCCAACUGCAGCGUCAACAAGGCAAACCAGGGGGACCCUCUGGCCCUGAUCUGCCUAGAGCCACUGAGGACCACACCUCCUCCCACGACGCCCCCGCCCACGACCACUCCGGAGCCCACAGCUCCUCCCAGGCUGCAGCUUGUGGCAGGGCCCGGGGGCCUGCGGUGUGCAGGCCUGGUGGAGUUCUACAGUGGCAGCCUGGGCGGCACCAUCGGCAUCGAGUCCCAGGACGGGAUCCAGGACCUGGGGAACCUCAUCUGUGCAACCCUCCAGUGUGGUUCUUUCCUGAAGCCUCUGCCAGAGACCGAGGCAGCCAGGACACUAGAGACAGCAGAGCGUGAGCCCUUGCCAAUCCGGUGGAAGAUCCAGAACAGAGGAUGUGCCUCCCUGGAGCAGUGUUUCAGAAAAGUGAAGCCCCAGGUGGAAGUCCCAGCUCUUGGCCUCAUCUGUUCUGAUUUCCAGCCCAAGGUGCAGAGCCGCCUGGUGGGGGGCAGCGGCACGUGUGAAGGCUCUGUGGAGGUGCGCCAGGGCAGGCAGUGGGACGCUCUGUGCGACAGCUCUUCGGCCAAGGGCGCAGCACGAUGGGAGGAGGUGUGCCGGGAGCAGCAGUGCGGCAACGUCAGCUCCUACCAGGUGCUGGACACCGGCGAGAAGACCUCCAGGGGGUUCACCUGUCACCCGGGGAAGCUGUCCCAGUGCUACCAGCUUCUGGAGAAAAAAUCCUACUGCAAGAGGGUGUUUGUCACAUGCCAGAACGCAAGCCCAGCAGGCCUGGGCGCAGGCACCGUGAUGAGCAUCAUCCUGGCCCUCGUGCUCGUGGCAGUGCUGCUGGUCGUGUGCGGCCCCCUCGCCUACAAGAAGCUGGUGAAGAAAUUCCGCCAGAAGAAGCAGCGUCAGUGGAUUGGCCCAACGGGAAUGAACCAGAACAUGUCUUUCCAUCGCAACCACACGGUGACAGUGCGGUCCCAGGUUGAGAACCCCACAGCCUCCCACGUGGAGAACGAAUACAGCCAGCCUCCCAGGAACUCCCAAAUCUCAGCUUAUCCAGCUCUGGAAGGGGCCCUGCAUCGUGUCUCCACGCAGCCUGAUAACUCCUCUGACAGUGACUAUGACCUGCACGGGGCCCAGAGGCUGUGAAAGAACCGGGACCCAGGAACAAACAUCAAAAGCCAGACCUUUCGUCCUGAGAAUACUCCGCCGUCACGGCUUGGAAACCAUGUCCUGGUUCCCCCACCCCAGCGGGACUGUGGACGUGACCUUCCAACAUGUCCUACCACCCUGCAGCGUCAGGCCAGCUUGGACAUCUCCCCGCAUCUUCACCAGCCCAGGUGAAGACCCCAGCGCAACUCAGCGGGCCCCCCUCCUGGUGUGGAAGCUAUGAAAGACGAGGGGCCAGAAGCAAGGGGCGCCCUCCCAAGCAGAGACACAUGGAAUCCAGACCCGGGCGGCCCCCUCCCCUGUCUGUGGGAAUCUGCUCUCUUCUCAGAUUCUGACCCUGGGAGGACCCACAAGGAAGCUCACACCUGGGGUCGGGGGUGGAAGGGGAGGGCUGGUUUUCUCUUUUGUAUUUUUUAAUACAUUCUUUGUAAAUAAUGCUUUUUCUGCUUCC
Hippopotamus amphibius kiboko is the source of this 1918-nucleotide messenger RNA. It is a transcript of the gene CD5, whose product is annotated as CD5 molecule. Lineage: Eukaryota; Metazoa; Chordata; Mammalia; Artiodactyla; Hippopotamidae. The transcript has 11 exons. The record is from RefSeq and is a predicted model, not a curated record. The coding region runs from base 1 to 1446 and encodes 481 amino acids. Gene Ontology annotation, cellular component: plasma membrane. Gene Ontology annotation, biological process: T cell costimulation.